GUUAUAUUAGCAUCAAGGAACUUAAUCUGCCAUCGCCUGUAGACCUACACACAUGAGAUUUUCGAUUUACUCUAUUUUUUCGGCAGUGGUGCUAAUACUUAAUGCGUUAGCUAUUCUAUCUGAAAAGCGUUUCCUUGUCAAGUUCGGACUCUGCGCUCACCAAGCACUUUAUCAACAAUCACAGCCACCAAGAUCAGUUUUUGGUUCAGAUACCGCUUCCCAGGUUACUACUGGAGUUUCUUUUGAUUUAAAAGAACGCACUGAGAAUCGUAAUAGUUAUACCAAUGAUAGCAAUCCGAUUAAACCCCCAGGAGGGACCAAGUUGCAAAUUGCUGCUCUCUUGAGUUCAGUGAGAACCUUAUUGCGCUGGCCUCUCAUCUUUGCAAAUACCUUGCUUAUUGUGUUUGCUAUUAUAAUGGGAUAAACCAUUUUUCAUUCCGGUUCAUACUGUUCUGGAGCAUGAUGUUACAUGCGCGUAGUGUACAUGAGUGAUUAAUUGUGAAAGCGUUCUCGCUCUUGGCGUGAUGUUGUGGCAUGUAUUUGAACCCCCUCCAAAUAUAUUUACCCCCUCGUAUAGCUACUCAUUUGUUUUAAGGGACCUGUACUUGGGUCAAGAAAUGUCUCACCAUGCCGUAUGGUGUGAAACUGUUCAUUGGGGUGUUUAGACAAGUCAGAUUCGAGUUCGUUAUGCUGGUGGGAACAAACA
This is a messenger RNA of Phytomonas sp. EM1, 706 nucleotides long. The record is from the annotation of a GenBank genome assembly. Lineage: Eukaryota; Euglenozoa; Kinetoplastea; Trypanosomatida; Trypanosomatidae.